UCAUUAUUCUUUAACGGUUGACGCAGUCCAGUGAGUUGUGACGACCUUCUCCUUCUAGUAAGAAAUUUAGGAAGUGUUCAUUCAAUUUCUGUUCAUUCGUUAUUUACUUUUGUGUGAAACAACCAACAGGCAAAUAUAAAUUUCAAUUACAAAGAUUUUCUUGAAGGAAAAUACCACAAAACUUGACAAAGACAGAAAUCUUCUCCUUUCAAAAUGGUCCUAUGGAAGCACCUGGUUAGUCUACAAAAGCCAGUUUUGCUUGCAAAGAAUUGCCCAACUUUAACAUCAAAACGUCACUUGUAUAUGUCCAAUUCAUUAUGGAGGCAGCCCUCAAACGGUACAGAUGAAGGGGCUCGAUCACUUUUAUACUACUUUACUGCUGGAGGUGUUCUUAUCGCUGGUCUCAGCUAUGCAGCAGUACCCAUGUAUAGAAUAUUCUGUCAGACAACAGGAUUAGGUGGAGAAGUUCAAGUUGGCCAUGAUGCGAAUAAAAUAUCUACUCUUUCUAAAAGACCUGAACGACAACUUACUAUAAGGUUUACUUCUGAUACAGCAGCAGGCAUGCUGUGGGAUUUCAAACCGCAACAGACUCAAUUAAAGGUCAUUCCUGGUGAGACAGCCCUAGCAUUUUAUACAGCCACAAACCCCACAGACAAAGCAAUAAUUGGAGUUAGUACCUACAAUGUGAUACCUUAUGAAGCAGGACAGUAUUUCAACAAGAUUCAAUGCUUCUGUUUUGAAGAACAAAGAUUGAACCCGCAUGAACAGGUUGACAUGCCAGUUUUUUUCUACAUUGACCCUGAAUAUGACGAUGAUCCAAAAUUGUAUGCUAAAGAUGAAAUUGUUUUAUCGUAUACAUUUUUUGAAGCCAAGGAAGGAAUUAAACUACCUAUACCAUCAUAUGUUAGGAAAAACCACUAGGUUUAUUAAUGUUAAAUUAAUAAGUUUAAAUAUAUUUAUUUUUUAAAUAA
Frankliniella occidentalis (western flower thrips) is the source of this 971-nucleotide messenger RNA. It is a transcript of the gene Cox11, whose product is annotated as cytochrome c oxidase assembly protein COX11, mitochondrial. Gene Ontology annotation, cellular component: mitochondrial inner membrane. The coding region runs from base 214 to 921 and encodes 235 amino acids. Lineage: Eukaryota; Metazoa; Arthropoda; Insecta; Thysanoptera; Thripidae. The transcript has 5 exons. The record is from RefSeq and is a predicted model, not a curated record. Gene Ontology annotation, molecular function: copper ion binding.